Molecule: messenger RNA, 1674 nt
Organism: Closterium sp. NIES-65
Lineage: Eukaryota; Viridiplantae; Streptophyta; Zygnematophyceae; Desmidiales; Closteriaceae
Source: the annotation of a GenBank genome assembly
AUGCUCGCUCCUCCGCCUGCUGCUGCCGAUGGCGCCGCCAGCGCUGGCGGCGGCACUUGGCAAUGCGCGGCGGGUUUGACGGCGGGAGAGGCGGCGGGGAAUGCGGCGCAGCUGGCGGGGAUGGACGAGAGCAUGCAGGCGCUGCGGGAAGUGGUAGUGUGGCCGAUUAAGUACGCGAAGGAGGCCGCCGCGCUAGGCCUGAAGCCAGACUCACUCUGCCUCCUCCCUUUCCUCCCACGUGCUUUCCCUGCUGCUGCGCUUUCCCCAGCAGCCGUCAGGUGUGCUGCUGUUCAUCUGGUGUGCUGCUGCUGUAUGGCCAUCCCAAUACACCCUCUCCCUUUCUUUGUGGCGUCUCAAAAACAGACCCACUCCACACACCUUCCCUUCCUCCCCACCCACAUUCCAUGUGCAGUGGCCGUCAGGUGUGCUGCUGUAUGGUCCGCCAGGCACAGGCAAGAUCAUCAUCCAUCUUCGGAGCAUACGCAGGAGGGGAGCGCGAGAGCCAUGCUCGAGGCAUGCACUAAUACUAGUCCCUUCCCUUCCUGCCCCACACCACCGCAUUGCAUCAGGUCGCCAUCCAUCUUCGGAGCAUACGCAGGGGAGAGCGAUAGGUCGUCGUCCAUCUUCGGAGCAUACGCAGGGGAGAGCGAGAGGCGCCUGAGAGAUGUCUUUGAUGCCGCCAGGGGCGGGAAGGAUGGGGAGGGGGGACUGGGGGAGGGAGUUACUGAGGGAGGGUCAGAGGGAGGCGCGGAUUUGCGUCCGUCGAUUGUUUUCAUUGACGAGAUUGACGUGUUGUGCCCCAAGCGAGACUCCAGGCGGCAGAACGAGACAAGAAUAGUGUCUCAGCUUCUCACUCUCAUGGACGGCAUUUCCACUUCCUCACUCCCCUCCUCCUCCCCUCUCCAAUCCUCCUCCUCCCAAUCCACCGCUUCCCACCCUUCCCGACCACUUGUUGCCAUCGCUGCCACCAAUCGCCCCAACGCACUAGAUACCGCGCUACGCCGGCCGGGAAGAUUCGACCGCGAGAUUGCAAUCAACGUACCAGGCACGAGGGAGAGAGAGGCGAUACUGAAGCUGCAUGCGCGCUCCCUCCCUCUGCAUGCUGACGUGGACAUGCGGCAACUGGCGGCGCGUUGCAAGGGCUACGUGGGCGCUGACCUGGCAGCGGUGUGUCGCGAGGCUGCCCUUGCUGCCGUCAUGGAGAUGGCUGCUGGGGAGGAGGAGAGGGGAGGGGAGGCGUUUUCUGGGGGAGGAGGGGCGGUGGUAGGAGAAGGGGAGGCGGUUUUGGGGAAAAAGGAGGCGGCUCUUGCUGCCCUCAUGGAGAUGGCUGCUGGGGAAGAGGAGAGUGUUCCUGGAGUAGGGGAGGUGCACUUUGAAGCGGCGCUUUCUCGUGUGGGGCCUUCUGUGACUCGCGGCGUGGCCGCUGAGCUGCCUGCCAUCACGUGGAACGACAUUGGAGGCUUAGAGGGCGUGAAGGUGAGAGCGUAUGUUAAGGGGAAACUGCUGUAUGUGCCGCAGACAGCUGUGCUCUCUCGUGUAAGCCUGUCUGUGACUCGUGGCGUGGCGGCUGAGCUGCCUGCUGUCUUGUGGAACGACAUUGGAGGGCUGGAGGGCGUCAUGGUGAGAAUAAAGUUAGAACUGGGGGUCUGGAGGGUGUGGGGCUGGUAUGCAUGA